UUGAAAUUCAAGAAAUUAUCAGACCAAAUAAUUUGUCAAAAUCUUUAAUAAUCUCUUUAAAUGCAAACAAAAUUUUACAUAACCUUAUAAAUGAAUUAAGUAAUAAAGAUAAUUUAUUGGUGUCAAAAAUUGAAAAUCUUGCCAAAAAGUUGAUUGAUUUUCAUGAUAUUUUUAAAGAAAAAGAACAUUGGAAUAUUAUUCUUUAUGAAAGAGUUUUACAUGCUAAAAAUUUGGAUGAAAAACAUUUAUUUAGGGAAAUUAAAAAAUGGGAAAUCUAA
Molecule: messenger RNA, 278 nt
Organism: Entrophospora sp. SA101
Lineage: Eukaryota; Fungi; Glomeromycota; Glomeromycetes; Entrophosporales; Entrophosporaceae
Source: the annotation of a GenBank genome assembly